UUGACUGUCCAUCCAUGAUGAUCUUUCCCCGGCCGUCCAUCAUGACGUAUAGCGCUAUAGUUUUGGUCAUCUUGGUCCAGUCUACCACAGCUGCACCCACCAGUCACCCAUGCAUCAGCGAGAUCCACUGCGACAUGGACAACCAUACGGACCCAUUAUGCGGAUUUACAGCUACAAAUUGGGAGCGUGGAACAUCUUUGCUAAACGGGCCACAGACGGAUGCAUCAAACAAGGGUCAUUUUGUAUACCUGGCCCAAUCUUCAAAUGGACACAGUCACCAAGUGGCUACACUGACAUCACCACACUUCUGCAGAGACCAGACCGUCUGUGUGUCUGCAAUGUACUGGCACAGUGGGGACACGCACCAUCACCUGACAGUACAUGUAGCUGGUGACCAUGCGACAGUACAACCAACGACAGAAGGAGCCUGGACAGGAAUUAACAUGACAUUCCACGUGAAACGUCAUGGCACGGUAUCAUUUCACGGCAGACUUGCACCAAACGUCACUCAGGCGUUAGAUGAUAUCAAUAUCACCAAGGGAAAAUGUUCCAUGUCGUCAACAAAAACUAGUACGAUCUACGGACGGACGAAUCUAUCCCUGACCACUAAACGCAAAACAAACGAUCACAAUCGAAGUACGCCUAAAACAAUCACGAACAAACAAGCUACACAUAAAUCAACAACACCCAAAACAACUACACCUAAACCACACACACACAAAACAACUAAAGCUAAACCAACUAUUCACAACGCAACAAAACCCAAACAAAACAACUACAAACAAACUGCACCAAACCCAACAACACGCAAAUCACUUGCUGAGGACUUUCUUCCCAGAGGCUUUGUGAGGGCAGACGUUGAGAACAAAGGCGAGAGGCACAUACUCCUAGCUACUGACCAGCAGUUAUCCAUGUUAAGCAGGAGCAGACAAUGGUUUGUAGAUGGAACCUUUAAAAUUGUACGGGCUCCCUUCUACCAGCUGUUGUCUGUUCAUGCUUUUAUUGCCUACCAGAAGGAUGAUGCCGUCCACAAGUUUGUCAGAAAACUCAUGGCCCUGCCGUUUUUGCCUUCUGAACACAUUCCUCGGAUGUUUGCUAAGAUUGCGGACCGGGCACCGAUGGAUGAACGGCAAGGUUGGGGAGCAAGCUCUGGGUAUCUAUAG
Molecule: messenger RNA, 1163 nt
Organism: Haliotis rubra (blacklip abalone)
Lineage: Eukaryota; Metazoa; Mollusca; Gastropoda; Lepetellida; Haliotidae
Exons: 7
Coding region: 15-1163 (382 amino acids)
Cellular component (GO): membrane
Source: RefSeq, a predicted model, not a curated record